CUUUCUUAUUAUUAUUAUUCUUGAUCACUGUUUCUUUACGGUAGUAUGUAUCUGAAAUUUUUUUGCCAAAGUAUGUAUCUAAACUGAAACUCUGCAUUGUGUUCAUAGUCUUUAUAAUUUAAUGGGAAGCAACAUUUUCUCUUUGAUCAUUCCAUUCAUGUCAUGGUACCAAAGUAAUAGCUUAAUUAAAGCUUCUGUUACCCAAAAAGAAUGAUCCCCUCAAAGCCUCUGAACGCCAACCGCUCUUCUCUUCUAAUGAACCAAGUGCUGUCCAUUAUGAUCCAAAAUCGCCCUUUUGAUACCCAACUCGCAUCUGCUAUUACUUCCUCUAGUUUAUUGACCGUCGAUUUAGUCUCUGAUGUUCUCCGAUCAAUCCCAAAAUUCUUCUUCCUAUCCACGCGUUCCAUUGGCCGCCAGAACACUACCCGCCACCGUUCUCCUUUAAAACAGCGCAACCUCAAGCAAGAAUCCCGCAAAUACCACACCAAUGUUCUCAUUCUUGGUCCAGCUGCUUAUAGAGACCCAAAAAGGGUCAAUCUUGGCUUAAACAAAGCAGUGGAAUUCUUUGGUUGGGUAGAAACUCAUUUUAGCUUUGCACAUACUGAAAUGACGUGUAGAGAGAUGGCUUGCGUUUUGGCUAGAGGAAAUAGACUGGAGAAGCUGUGGCAGUUUCUUAAAGACAUGGCAAGAAGAGUGAAUGAUGUUGGUUUAAAACUUUUGACUACUAAUACCGUUACCUGUUUGAUAAAAGUCCUAGGAGAAGAAGGGCUGGUGAAUGAGGCAUUGGCUUUGUUUUAUCGAAUGAAGCAGUAUCAUUGUAAACCGGAUGUGUAUGCUUAUAAUACAAUUAUUUACGCUCUCUGUCGGGUUGGGAAUUUUAAGAAGGCGAGGUUCUUGUUAGAACAGAUGGAGUUACCAGGCUUUUUGUGCCCACCGGACGCGUAUACGUACACUAUAUUGAUUAGUUCUUAUUGCAAGUACAGUUUGCAAACUGGGUGUAGAAAGGCUAUAAGGAGGAGACUAUGGGAGGCUAACCAUUUGUUUAGGCUUAUGCUGUUUAAAGGUUGUGUGCCUGAUGUUGUUACGUAUAAUUGUUUGAUUGAUGGGUGUUGCAAGACUUAUAGAAUUGAGAGGGCUCUGGAGCUUUUUGAGGAUAUGAAUAGAAGGGGCUGUAUUCCAAACCGGGUUACUUAUAAUUCUUUCAUUAGAUAUUACAGUGCAGUGAAUGAGAUUGAUAAGGCUGUUGAGAUGUUAAGGACGAUGCAGAAGAUGAAUCAUGGAUUGGCCACUUCAAGUUCUUAUACACCAAUUAUACAUGCCUUGUGCGAAGCAGAAAGGUCGCAGGAGGCUUGGGAUUUUAUAGUUGAGUUGGUUGAUCGGGGCUCGAUACCUAGAGAGUAUACGUAUAAGCUGGUUUGUGAUGCAAUGGGUUCAGUGGGAGAGGGCAAACAUCUAGAUGAUUCAUUCCAUAAAAGAAUUAAAGAUGGAAUAGAGAAUAGAUAUAGACAGGUGAUGAAGGUGAAACCAAUAAUGGUUACGAAGAUGAAGCACUGAUACAAUAGCACAUGGCAAGGGUAAUCUUGGACACUUAAGUUUCUCACUGUGUUACGUGGGGCCAUUUACUUGUGCCUGGAGUGGGUAUAGGUCCAAAUGCUGCGCUUGUUUAUUUUAUUUAUUUAUUUAUUUAUUUUGGGAGUGGGGAACAUUCUGGAGUGGACGCAAGGCACUUUCAAGACAGAGUGAAGGGUGUCUGGAUAACACAGAUUACACUCAAUAGAGUACAGAUCAGAAAAGUUGAAGAAUUAGAGGGAGGAGGUGUUAGGGAUAUUCUGGAGUGGACACAAGGCACUUUCAAGAUGGAGUAAAGGGUGUCUGGAUUACAUUGAUUACACUCAAUAGAGUAGAGGUCAGGAAAUGAAAUUCUGUCACUCUGCUGGUUUCCGGUCAAUAUAAAUUGUGGGCUUUCACAAUCACAGUGGAGCAGAAUAAAUAUCCAGAUGCAUUAUCAUAUCAUUCACAAAAAGUGGACAGUGAAGCUAACUGCGCAUGUUUUCCUAGUUAACAGUCUUUUUUCUUUUGUUCAGCUGAUGUAAGACUCCAACAGGAUGCCAUCUGCAAUUCUACAAUUCUUGAAUUGGCAUGCACAAAGCAAUUUCAAUGGAGUUGGACUCUGUGGGCAUCAAUUUAUUUUCUUCCUAUUCGAUCAAUAAUACUAUGCCGAAAGCUGCAGGAAUGGGAUUUGGAGUCGUGGAGCAUGAACCUUGCAAAAAGGAUUAAAAACACAAGUGGGAUGUGAAGGAACUGAUUAGAAGUUAAUUGGCAUUUGGCAACUAACUGUUUCAAUAUCCACCUGAAUGUGCUGUGUUUCCUGGGGGUAAUCGAGGGACCCAUAACCCUCUGGCUUAGACAGUAAAGGUUUGUGUUGAGCCAUUCCUCAUUCACAUUGUUCACCAUUGGACUCGGACGGUACACAGGAACACCCAAAACUCGGACCCAUAACCUCUGGCUUAGAUAGUAAAGUUUUGUGUUGAGCCAUACCUCAUUCACAUUGUUCACCAUUGGACUAGGACGGUACACAGGAACACCCUAAACUCUGCCCCAUUUCUUAAUGCUAUUUUUGGAUUUUUAACUAAAGCAUUUCUCUCUUAAUGGCAUAUGGGGUACAAGUGUCUUGGCAAUUGGUAUUGCAUUUGCUGGAUUUUGGAUAAUUUCACUUGCAUAUGAAAUGUUAAGAUUGGGCUUGUGUUC
This is a messenger RNA of Hevea brasiliensis (rubber tree), 2748 nucleotides long. RefSeq names its product pentatricopeptide repeat-containing protein At1g77405. The record is from RefSeq and is a predicted model, not a curated record. Lineage: Eukaryota; Viridiplantae; Streptophyta; Magnoliopsida; Malpighiales; Euphorbiaceae. Gene Ontology annotation, molecular function: protein binding. The transcript is spliced from 3 exons. Bases 211 to 1554 code for a protein of 447 amino acids.